ACUGCCAUCAUGAAAUGACUGCAUGUGCCUCGCUUAUCUUGACUCCAGAUUGACCUGCCAUGCUGUACAGCCUCUAUCAGCGGCCACUCGCUUCUGUGCCUCACUUAAUCCGGACCCGCGUCGCCCCUUCCCGUUCCGCUUGUUCUGUCCCCUGGCCCCAUUGCCGCUUUUCCUCCUCCUCUCGCCAGCCGCACAACAUGUCCCGCAGUAUGAAGGCCGUUCGGGUCCACCAAUUUGGCGGUCCCGAGGUGUUACAGGUCGAAUCCAAUCAACCUUUGACCAUCCUCUCGCCCACCCAAGUUCUGGUGCGGGUCAUGUAUGCCGGGGUCAACCCGGUCGAAACCUACAUUCGGGAAGGUCAAUACUCGCGUUUGCCGGAACUGCCUUAUACGCCCGGCAGCGAUGCGGCGGGUUACGUGGAUGAGGUGGGUUCGGGUGUGACGGAUUUGCAGGUCGGGCAACGGGUGUUUGUCACGGGGCGGAAUUCGGGGUCCUACGCCGAAUACAUUCAGGUGGAAUCGACCUAUGUCUUUCCCCUGCAUGAACGCCUGUCUUUCGCGCAGGGAGCGGCAUUGGGCGUGCCGUAUUUCACGGCGUACAAGGCCUUGAUUAUGGGGGCCCAGGCUCGACCCGGGGAGAUUGUUCUGAUUCACGGGGCGUCGGGAGCGGUAGGCACGGCGGCCGUUCAAAUUGCACGGGCUUUGGGCACGACCGUGGUGGGCACGGCGGGGACGAAGGACGGAAUGGAUGUGGUGACCGAGUGCGGAGCGCACCACGUGUUCAACCACAACCACAAGUCCUAUGAGAAGAAGAUGGUGGACCACAUCGGGGGUGAAGGCUUUGACGUGAUUAUCGAGCAUUUGGCUAAUAUCAAUUUGGGACACGACCUCCAGAUGCUGAAGCCAGGUGCCCGUGUGAUGGUGGUCGGAUGUCGCGGUGCUGUAAACAUCAAUCCUCGCCAUUUGAUGCUCCCAGAGGCCUCGAUUAAAGGGGUUCAACUAGGCGCCACGCCCCCGAACCAAUAUAAGGAAAUGGGUGCGGCCAUCGUGGCCGGGAUCGAGGCGGGUUGGGUCAAUCCGGUGAUCAAUCGGGAGUACGACAUGACCGAGGUCCAACAGAUCCAUCAUGACAUCGUGCAUUCCAAGGGAGCCAAAGGCAAACUGGUCUUGAAAGUGACCCACGAAUAGAAAUUGAACGGAAUGGAUUGUUCAGAAUAUUGAAAUGUGUUAUGUUUAGGGAUCAGAUCCUGAAAUGAAGCUUUUAUUUUCCCAUCA
Molecule: messenger RNA, 1274 nt
Organism: Tigriopus californicus
Lineage: Eukaryota; Metazoa; Arthropoda; Copepoda; Harpacticoida; Harpacticidae
Product: quinone oxidoreductase-like
Exons: 2
Coding region: 60-1187 (375 amino acids)
Cellular component (GO): cytosol
Molecular function (GO): quinone reductase (NADPH) activity; NADPH binding; mRNA 3'-UTR binding
Source: RefSeq, a predicted model, not a curated record